This is a messenger RNA of Arxiozyma heterogenica, 2511 nucleotides long. It is a transcript of the gene MEF2, whose product is annotated as mitochondrial elongation factor MEF2. Gene Ontology annotation, biological process: mitochondrial translation; ribosome disassembly. Gene Ontology annotation, cellular component: mitochondrion. The transcript has a single exon. The coding region runs from base 1 to 2511 and encodes 836 amino acids. The record is from RefSeq and is a predicted model, not a curated record. Gene Ontology annotation, molecular function: GTPase activity; GTP binding. NCBI's taxonomy places the organism in Eukaryota, Fungi, Ascomycota, Saccharomycetes, Saccharomycetales, Saccharomycetaceae.
AUGCUUUCAAGAUCGGUUACAGAAAGAAUAUUGGGAUCCGUUUCCAAAGCAUCUUUGUACAAACAACCUAUAUGGAGAAAGUCUAUAGAACAGAAAAGAUACGUCAGUGCACUCUCUAAAAUAAGGAAUAUCGGGAUUGUGGCUCAUAUUGAUGCAGGGAAGACUACUACCACAGAAAGACUACUUUACUAUUCUGGUAAGAUUAAUAGAAUGGGAGAUGUAGACACAGGUGAUACCACAACAGAUUUUUUACCACAGGAAAGAUCAAGAGGUAUCACCAUCCAAAGUGCAGCCAUAUCAUUCCCUUGGGGGGAUAACUGUGCAAUUAAUUUAAUAGAUACGCCUGGUCAUGCAGAUUUUUGUUUUGAAGUUAUGAGAACAUUGAAAGUGUUGGAUGGUUGUGUUACUAUUCUGGAUGGUGUUGCUGGUGUGGAAUCUCAGACUGAAAAAGUUUGGAAGUUAAGCCAUUUUUUACCUAAGAUUUGUUUUAUUAAUAAAAUGGAUAGAAUGGGAGCCAAUUUUAAUAACUCAGUUAAAUCCAUUGCAAUCAAACUCCAUACUAGACCUAUAAUAAUUAAUUUCCCAGUGUUUAAUUUAUCAGAAAAUGGGUUCAAUGAACCAGAUUUGGUCGGUGUUAUAGAUGUAGUUAAUCAAGUACUUCUUCAGUGGGAUUCUUCCAUUGAAGAUACAACUAGAGAUAACAUCAAGGUGAUUCCAAUUAAAGCUAAUUCGCCUUAUUUUGAUGAUAUGAUUAAGUGUAGAGAAUCUUUGGUUGAAACACUAACAGAGUUUGAUGAAGAUCUUCUAUCGGAAUAUAUCGACAUGGUAGAUGGAGAUUGUUCAAAAUUAUCGUCACAAUCACUAAACAAGUCUAUAAGACUUUCUACUUUAAAUCUUAAGGUAUCUCCAGUUCUUUGUGGCUCUUCUUUUAAAAAAAUUGGGGUUCAGCCAUUGCUAGAUGCUAUUAGAGACUAUCUGCCAUCCCCAUUGGAAGCUAGAGUACCAGAUUUAAAGGAUACAAGUUAUUUAAACAAAGUUGUUCCUGUUAAUGUUGAUUCGAAAAAUGGUUUGAUAAUCAAUAAUGAUAAUAAUUUGUGCAUGGCAUUAGCAUUUAAAAUUAUAACUGAUCCAAUUCGUGGAACUAUGUAUUUUGUUAGAGUCUAUUCCGGUGUUCUAAGGAAUGGAAGCGCUGUGUAUAAUUCUAGCAAUGGUCAAAAGAUUAGAAUUGGAAAAUUGGUUAAAAUGAAUGCUGAUAAAACACAAGAAAUUAAUUAUUUAUCUGCAGGAGAAAUUGGUGUACUUACAGGAUCUUCAAUAGGCGAUGCAAUUGCCACAGGCGAUACAUUGGUGUCACAUUCAAGUAAAAAAGAUGGCCUAAAGGUAUUAAAGGCUAAAAAUGAAUUAGGUUUACAGGUAUAUCCAAUAACAAUUCCACCACCUGUAUUUAGUGUGGUCGUUGAACCACAAACAUUAGGAAACAAGGAUCAUAUGGAAUAUUGUCUGAAACAAUUAAUUACAGAAGAUCCUAGUCUCCAGUUAUCAAAAGAUAACGAGACAGGUCAAACUAUUUUAAGCGGAAUGGGUGAAUUACAUUUAGAGAUUGCUAGUGAUAGAUUAAUUAAUGGUAUGGGUGCAAAGGUUCAUUUAGGAAAAUUAUCCGUUUCAUAUAAGGAAUCUUUGAAAACAGCAACACCAUGGGUAAGCACAUCGCCUCAACUGGAGUCACAAGGAUACCAUUUUACUGUAAGAAUAGAGCCAUUAUUGGAUAAUACUAUAAUUGGUUCACGUAGUAAAGAUCAAAAUAAAAAUGGAUUGUCAAUCCCUUUAAAAAAUGAUAAUAAUUUCAUACUAAUGGAAAAAAAUAAGAAUUUUGAUCCGGAUUUAAAUGAUUGGAAACCUAUUCUAACUUUUGAAUCUAUUGUGAAUUCUAUUGUAUCAAGUGCAUUGGUUGAAUUACAAAGAGGUGGUAAAGUGGCCUGUCUCCCCUUGUUUGGAUGUAUUGUAAGAGUUAAAGAUGAUUGGAAAGUUCCAUUGGAUGUAGAAAAACCUAUAGAAAUAUUACAUAUAAUUAGAUCUUUAAUUCAAGAAGCCAUAAAGAUUCUACCUGGAGAACAAUUUAAUGUAUUAGAACCUAUUAUGAAUUUAACGUUAACAGUUAAUGCCAGUGAUAUUGGUAGAGUAUCUCAAGAUUUGACAUCUGCAAGAAAUGCAAACAUAUUGUCUAUUGAAGAUUCCUCCAAUUCAGGAGACAUUAUGAAAGAUUUGUUAGAGUUUUCGAAUUAUGCAGAUGCAAUAUACUUCCCAAAGAGUGAGUUGUCUAUGAUUUCGAAGGAUACAUAUCAAAAUACAAAUACUAAGGUAAUUAAGGCAGAGGUUCCAUUACAGAAUAUGUUGUCAUAUAACAGAAUUUUAAGAAGUUUAACACAAGGUAGGGCAGAAUUCAGUAUGGAAUACAAUCGUAUGAAAGAAGUCAAUCAAAACAGCUUAACCAACGUUUUAAAAGAUAUGUAG